AUGGGACUCAAUAAGUUGUUACUUGUGGUGGCUCUCACUUCCAUCUUCAUCUCCACCACCUCCGCCACCGUAUGCAUACCUGUACGACCCUUCAACGUCUUUUGUCCAUCUCCACCACCACCGCCUCCCCCACCUCCACCUCCUCCCCCACCUCCACCUCCGCUGCUUCCGGCCAAUAAUCCUCCGGAGCACGAAUCUCAAAUCCCCCCGGUUAUCUACUGUGCCAAAGCCAGCGGCUUGCAGAUCAGAACCCGAAGCGGGGGCCAUGAUUACGAGGGACUAUCGUACGUUGCAAAUGUCCCGUUCGUGAUCCUCGAUUUGAUCAAUCUCGAGGAAAUCACGAUCGAUGCCACAGAGAAGACCGCAUGGGUCGAAGCAGGCGCAACCAUUGGUUCUUUAUAUUACAGGAUCGCCGAGAAAAUCCCGGUUCUAGGGUUUCCGGCCGGAGUAUGCCCGACUGUCGGCGUUGGCGGCCACUUUAGCGGCGGCGGCUAUGACACACUACUGAGAAAAUAUGGCCUAGCCGCAGACAAAGUCAUCUAUGCGAGAAUAGUGGACGUCAACGGCAGAAUCCUGGACAGGAAAUCAAUGGGCGAGGAUCUGCUCUGGGCCAUCAGAGGCGGCAGGGGCGCCAGUUUCGGCGUGAUCACUGCCUGGAAGGUGCAACUGGUGGAUGUUUCAGAAACAGUCACUGUUUUCAAUGUCGGCAGGACUCUGGAGCAUAACAUUACCCAAUUAAUUCACAAAUGGCAAUCCAUCGCGCCCGAAUUCGCUGAUGAUUUGUUCGUGAGAAUCAUCAUAUUACCGGAGACUCUACGCUCCGAUGUCCAAGGAAGAAACAAGACGAUUCGAGCUAUAUUCAACUCACUAUUCCUCGGGAAAAAUAGACUUAUUGCUUCCGUUGAUGCAGAAGAGCUUCCCCGAGUUGGGGUUAGUGAGAGAAGACUACAAAGAGAUGAGCUGGAUCGAAUCCGUCUUAUUCCUCGCGAGUUUCCCCUUCGAUGCACCAGAAAUGCUGCUCAACAGAUCUCAACCGGCGGUGAGAUACUUAAAAUCGAAGUCCGACUACGUGAAGAAGCCCAUCUCCGAAUCCGGGCUCAAAGGCAUAUGGAGGAGGAUGUUCGAGGCGGAGGCCGGCUAGUCUGUGAUCAUCCUCACCCCUUACGGCGGGAGGAUGUCAGAUAUUCCUGCCUCCGCCACUCCGUUUCCUCAUAG
Molecule: messenger RNA, 1215 nt
Organism: Salvia splendens (bonfire salvia)
Lineage: Eukaryota; Viridiplantae; Streptophyta; Magnoliopsida; Lamiales; Lamiaceae
Product: berberine bridge enzyme-like 18
Exons: 2
Coding region: 1-1215 (404 amino acids)
Molecular function (GO): FAD binding
Source: RefSeq, a predicted model, not a curated record